This is a messenger RNA of Caenorhabditis briggsae, 7395 nucleotides long. It is a transcript of the gene Cbr-prp-8, whose product is annotated as Protein CBR-PRP-8. The transcript is spliced from 13 exons. The record is from RefSeq and is a predicted model, not a curated record. Gene Ontology annotation, biological process: spliceosomal tri-snRNP complex assembly; mRNA splicing, via spliceosome. The coding region runs from base 1 to 7395 and encodes 2464 amino acids. Gene Ontology annotation, molecular function: U2 snRNA binding; U6 snRNA binding; pre-mRNA intronic binding. Lineage: Eukaryota; Metazoa; Nematoda; Chromadorea; Rhabditida; Rhabditidae. Gene Ontology annotation, cellular component: U5 snRNP; catalytic step 2 spliceosome.
AUGGCCGAUCACGGUGGUCCGCCUCAGACCGAGCCUCAUGCGAUUCCAGAUUCGAUUCUGGAGGAAAAAUCGCGAAAAUGGAAGCAACUGCAAGGAAAACGGUAUUCAGAGAAGAAGAAGUUUGGAAUGGCUGACACACAAAAGGAAGAAAUGCCACCUGAGCAUGUUAGAAAAGUUAUCAGAGAUCAUGGAGAUAUGACUUCUCGCAAAUAUCGUCAUGAUAAAAGAGUUUAUCUUGGAGCUCUCAAGUAUAUGCCACAUGCAGUACUGAAACUCCUAGAAAACAUGCCGAUGCCUUGGGAGCAAAUCCGAGAUGUGAAAGUUUUAUAUCACAUCACUGGAGCUAUUACGUUCGUAAACGACAUUCCUCGAGUUAUCGAACCGGUUUACAUGGCUCAAUGGGGAACAAUGUGGAUCAUGAUGAGAAGAGAAAAGCGUGAUCGUCGGCAUUUCAAACGGAUGAGGUUCCCUCCAUUCGAUGAUGAAGAACCACCACUUGAUUAUGCUGACAAUAUUCUUGAUGUGGAGCCAUUGGAGCCAAUCCAGAUGGAGCUUGAUCCGGAAGAAGAUGGCGCCGUUGCUGAAUGGUUCUAUGAUCAUAAACCGUUAGCUACCACUCGUUUUGUGAAUGGACCGACAUACAGGAAAUGGGCAUUCAGUAUUCCUCAAAUGUCAACUCUCUAUCGUCUUGCUAAUCAGUUACUGACCGAUUUAGUAGAUGAUAAUUAUUUUUAUUUAUUCGACAUGAAGAGUUUCUUCACUGCCAAAGCACUCAAUGUGGCCAUCCCCGGAGGUCCGAAAUUCGAGCCAUUGGUGAAGGAUUUGCACACGGAUGAAGAUUGGAAUGAAUUCAAUGACAUAAAUAAAGUAAUUAUUCGAGCUCCUAUCCGCACGGAAUACAGAAUUGCUUUCCCAUUCAUGUACAACAAUUUGAUCAGCUCGUUGCCGGUUCAGGUUUCUUGGUACCACACGCCGUCCGUUGUGUUCAUCAAAACUGAAGAUCCUGAUUUACCAGCAUUCUACUAUGAUCCAUUGAUCAAUCCGAUUGUAUUAAGUAAUCUGAAAGCUACAGAGGAAAAUUUGCCAGAAGGAGAAGAAGAUGAUGAUUGGGCACUCCCAGAAGACGUCAGACCAAUUUUUGAAGACGUUCCUCUUUAUUCUGAUAACACGGCGAAUGGUUUAGCACUUCUUUGGGCUCCACGUCCAUUCAACUUGCGAUCCGGAAGAACAAGAAGAGCUGUGGAUGUUCCAUUAGUGAAGUCAUGGUACCGAGAACAUUGCCCCGCCGGAAUGCCCGUAAAGGUGCGCGUAUCUUAUCAGAAGCUUCUCAAAGUCUUUGUUCUCAAUGCACUCAAGCACCGUCCACCAAAGCCUCAAAAACGUCGCUAUUUGUUCCGUUCAUUCAAAGCUACGAAGUUCUUCCAAACUACGACUCUCGAUUGGGUGGAAGCAGGAUUGCAAGUUCUCCGUCAAGGUUACAACAUGCUCAAUCUUCUCAUUCAUCGAAAGAAUCUCAACUAUCUUCAUCUUGACUACAAUUUCAAUCUGAGCCAAGAAAUCUUGCGUCUCACGAAGCUAGUUGUAGAUGCUCAUGUCCAGUAUCGGUUAAACAAUGUGGACGCCUAUCAGUUAGCUGAUGGACUCCAAUACAUUUUUGCACACGUCGGUCAGCUGACAGGAAUGUAUCGUUACAAGUACAAACUAAUGAGACAAGUGAGAAUGUGCAAAGAUCUGAAGCAUUUAAUCUACUAUCGUUUCAACACUGGACCAGUCGGCAAAGGUCCCGGAUGUGGUUUCUGGGCACCUGGAUGGAGAGUUUGGUUGUUCUUCCUCCGAGGAAUCACGCCGCUUUUGGAAAGAUGGCUUGGUAAUCUCCUUUCUCGACAGUUCGAAGGUAGACAUUCAAAGGGUGUUGCCAAGACAGUCACCAAGCAGAGAGUCGAGUCUCACUUCGAUCUUGAGCUUCGUGCCGCAGUUAUGCACGACAUUUUGGAUAUGAUGCCAGAUGGAAUCAAACAAAACAAGGCUCGUGUUAUUCUGCAACAUCUCUCCGAAGCAUGGCGUUGCUGGAAAGCUAACAUUCCUUGGAAAGUUCCUGGACUACCGACACCUGUUGAAAAUAUGAUUCUUCGAUAUGUGAAGGCAAAGGCGGAUUGGUGGACGAACUCUGCCCAUUACAACAGAGAACGUGUUAGACGAGGAGCUACUGUCGAUAAGACUGUGUGCAAGAAGAAUUUGGGACGACUGACGAGAUUGUAUUUGAAAUCCGAACAAGAAAGACAACACAACUAUCUCAAGGAUGGUCCAUACAUCUCGGCCGAAGAAGCUGUCGCGAUUUAUACAACAACCGUCCAUUGGCUGGAGUCACGACGAUUCUCUCCUAUCCCAUUCCCACCGCUUUCCUACAAACACGAUACUAAGCUGUUGAUUCUAGCUUUGGAAAGACUGAAGGAAAGCUACAGCGUCAAAAAUCGUUUGAACCAGUCACAAAGAGAAGAGUUGGCCUUGAUUGAGCAGGCUUAUGACAAUCCUCACGAAGCUCUAUCUCGUAUCAAGAGACACAUGCUCACGCAACGUGCAUUCAAGGAAGUUGGAAUUGAGUUCAUGGAUCUCUACACUCAUCUGAUUCCCGUUUACGAUAUUGAGCCAUUGGAGAAGGUUACGGAUGCCUACCUCGAUCAGUACCUCUGGUAUGAAGCUGAUAAGAGAAGAUUAUUCCCAUCGUGGGUCAAGCCGGGUGACACAGAACCGCCACCAUUGCUCACCUACAAGUGGUGCCAAGGACUCAAUAAUCUUCAAGACGUGUGGGAGACAAGUGAAGGAGAAUGUAACGUUAUAAUGGAGACAAAGUUGGAGAAAAUAGCUGAGAAGAUGGAUUUGACGUUGCUAAAUAGACUUCUGAGACUGAUCGUGGAUCACAAUAUUGCUGAUUACAUGACAUCCAAGAACAACGUUCUUAUCAACUACAAGGAUAUGAAUCAUACAAACUCCUUUGGAAUCAUCCGCGGUCUUCAAUUUGCUUCAUUCAUUGUCCAAUUCUAUGGACUAGUUCUCGAUUUACUUGUCCUCGGUCUUCGACGUGCUUCAGAAAUUGCUGGACCACCACAAUGUCCGAACGAGUUCCUACAAUUCCAAGACGUUGCCACCGAAAUCGGCCAUCCAAUUCGUCUUUAUUGCCGUUACAUUGACCGAGUGUGGAUUAUGUUCCGCUUCAGUGCUGAUGAGGCUCGUGAUCUGAUUCAACGUUAUCUGACAGAGCAUCCAGAUCCAAAUAACGAGAAUAUUGUUGGAUACAAUAACAAGAAGUGUUGGCCAAGAGAUGCACGAAUGCGGCUGAUGAAACAUGAUGUCAACUUGGGAAGAGCCGUGUUCUGGGACAUCAAGAAUCGUUUGCCUCGUUCCAUCACAACCGUCGAGUGGGAGAAUUCAUUUGUGUCUGUCUACAGUAAGGACAACCCGAACAUGCUCUUCGAUAUGUCCGGAUUCGAAUGUCGCAUUCUUCCAAAAUGUCGUACCGCAAAUGAAGAAUUCGUCCAUCGAGAUGGUGUUUGGAAUCUUCAGAAUGAGGUUACUAAGGAAAGAACUGCUCAAUGCUUCCUGAAAGUGGACGAAGAGUCGCUUUCCAAGUUCCACAACAGAAUUCGACAAAUCUUGAUGUCUUCGGGAUCAACUACCUUCACGAAAAUUGUCAACAAAUGGAAUACUGCACUUAUCGGUUUGAUGACCUACUUCAGAGAAGCCGUGGUCAACACACAAGAACUUCUGGAUCUGCUGGUGAAAUGUGAAAACAAGAUUCAAACUAGAAUCAAGAUUGGACUGAACUCGAAAAUGCCUUCCCGUUUCCCACCUGUUGUUUUCUAUACACCAAAAGAAAUCGGAGGACUUGGAAUGCUCUCAAUGGGACACGUUCUGAUUCCUCAGUCAGAUCUCAGAUGGAUGCAGCAAACAGAAGCAGGAGGUGUCACUCACUUCCGUUCGGGAAUGAGUCAUGACGAAGACCAGUUGAUUCCAAAUCUGUACAGAUACAUUCAGCCGUGGGAAGCUGAGUUCGUGGACUCGGUUCGUGUUUGGGCAGAAUAUGCCUUGAAGAGACAAGAAGCGAAUGCCCAGAACAGAAGACUUACGCUGGAAGACCUCGACGAUUCAUGGGAUCGUGGAAUUCCGAGAAUCAAUACACUGUUCCAAAAAGACCGACACACUUUGGCCUACGAUAAGGGAUGGCGUGUGAGAACAGAAUUCAAGGCCUACCAAAUUUUGAAGCAGAAUCCAUUCUGGUGGACUCAUCAGAGACACGACGGAAAGCUAUGGAACUUGAACAACUACAGAACCGACAUGAUUCAGGCGCUUGGAGGAGUAGAAGGAAUUCUCGAACAUACAUUAUUCAGAGGAACCUAUUUCCCGACAUGGGAAGGACUGUUCUGGGAACGUGCUUCUGGAUUCGAAGAAUCUAUGAAAUUCAAAAAGCUCACCAACGCUCAACGAUCUGGUCUCAACCAAAUUCCGAACCGUCGUUUUACUCUCUGGUGGUCUCCCACUAUCAACCGUGCAAAUGUCUACGUCGGUUUCCAAGUACAACUGGAUCUCACAGGAAUUUUCAUGCACGGAAAGAUUCCAACACUGAAGAUUUCACUCAUUCAAAUCUUCCGUGCUCACUUGUGGCAGAAGAUUCACGAGUCGGUAGUUAUGGAUCUGUGUCAAGUGUUCGAUCAAGAACUUGAUGCACUUGAGAUUCAAACUGUGCAGAAAGAAACUAUCCAUCCAAGAAAAUCGUAUAAGAUGAACAGUUCUUGUGCCGACGUGCUUCUGUUCGCUCAAUAUAAAUGGAAUGUUUCGAGACCGUCGUUGAUGGCAGAUAGCAAGGAUGUUAUGGACAAUACCACCACGCAAAAGUACUGGCUUGAUGUUCAACUCCGUUGGGGAGAUUACGAUUCUCACGAUGUGGAACGUUAUGCACGUGCCAAAUUCCUUGACUAUACCACUGACAACAUGUCCAUCUAUCCAUCACCAACCGGAGUUCUCAUCGCUAUAGACCUGGCGUACAAUUUGUACUCGGCAUAUGGAAACUGGUUCCCUGGAAUGAAACCUCUGAUUCGACAAGCUAUGGCUAAGAUCAUCAAAGCCAAUCCAGCCUUCUACGUGCUUCGUGAACGUAUUCGCAAGGGAUUGCAGCUCUACUCGUCUGAACCUACCGAGCCAUAUUUGACAAGUCAGAACUAUGGAGAAUUGUUCAGUAACCAAAUCAUCUGGUUCGUCGAUGAUACCAAUGUGUACCGUGUCACCAUUCACAAGACUUUCGAGGGUAACUUGACAACAAAGCCAAUCAACGGAGCUAUUUUCAUCUUCAACCCACGUACUGGGCAGCUUUUCCUGAAAAUCAUUCAUACUUCCGUAUGGGCUGGUCAGAAACGUUUGUCUCAAUUGGCCAAAUGGAAAACUGCUGAAGAGGUUGCUGCUUUGAUUCGCUCAUUGCCAGUUGAAGAACAACCACGUCAAAUCAUCGUCACCAGAAAAGCUAUGCUCGAUCCAUUGGAGGUGCAUCUUCUCGAUUUCCCGAACAUUGUCAUCAAGGGAUCCGAGCUUAUGCUUCCAUUCCAAGCUAUCAUGAAAGUUGAGAAGUUUGGAGAUUUGAUUCUGAAGGCAACCGAACCCCAGAUGGUACUCUUCAAUUUGUACGAUGACUGGCUGAAGACUAUCUCGUCAUAUACUGCGUUCUCUCGUGUUGUACUGAUCAUGCGUGGAAUGCAUAUCAAUCCAGACAAGACUAAAGUGAUUCUGAAACCUGACAAGACCACAAUCACGGAACCUCAUCACAUUUGGCCAACACUUUCUGACGAAGACUGGAUCAAAGUGGAGCUGGCGUUGAAGGAUAUGAUUCUGGCUGAUUACGGAAAGAAGAACAAUGUCAAUGUUGCUUCGUUGACUCAAUCCGAAGUGAGAGAUAUUAUUCUCGGUAUGGAAAUUUCGGCACCAAGUCAGCAACGUCAACAGAUUGCUGACAUCGAAAAACAGACGAAAGAACAAAGUCAAGUGACCGCCACAACAACACGAACUGUGAACAAACACGGAGAUGAGAUUAUUACGGCUACAACAUCUAACUACGAAACAGCUUCAUUCGCCAGUCGAACUGAGUGGAGAGUUCGUGCCAUCUCUUCGACCAAUCUUCAUCUCCGUACUCAGCAUAUCUAUGUGAACUCUGAUGAUGUGAAAGAUACCGGUUACACUUAUAUCCUACCAAAGAAUAUACUCAAGAAGUUCAUCACUAUCUCCGAUCUUCGUACCCAAAUCGCUGGUUUCAUGUAUGGAGUUUCACCGCCCGACAACCCGCAGGUUAAGGAAAUCCGUUGCAUUGUUCUUGUUCCACAAACAGGAAGUCAUCAGCAAGUAAAUCUACCCACGCAGCUUCCGGAUCACGAACUGCUUCGUGAUUUCGAGCCACUCGGAUGGAUGCAUACCCAGCCAAAUGAACUUCCACAAUUGUCUCCACAAGACGUAACAACUCAUGCAAAGCUUCUCACCGAUAACAUCACUUGGGACGGAGAAAAAACUGUGAUGAUUACAUGCAGUUUCACUCCUGGCUCUGUUUCUCUCACCGCGUAUAAGCUGACUCCAUCUGGAUACGAAUGGGGCAAGGCCAAUACGGAUAAGGGAAAUAAUCCAAAAGGAUACAUGCCAACCCAUUACGAAAAGGUGCAGAUGCUUCUAUCAGACCGUUUCCUUGGAUACUUCAUGGUCCCAUCCAACGGUGUCUGGAAUUACAAUUUCCAAGGACAACGCUGGUCGCCUGCCAUGAAGUUCGACGUCUGUCUUUCUAAUCCUAAAGAAUAUUACCAUGAAGAUCAUCGCCCAGUUCACUUCCACAAUUUCAAGGUAAUCAUAAAUUUAUCCGUAGAUCAUCAAGAACCGCGACAUUGGAAAAAUGAUGAUCUUGGGCAAACAAAGCGACAAGAAAACGAGCAAAUGUCAGCUGUCGUUGUAGCGGAGAAACUGAGAAUCUCUAUGAGAAUAGCCUCAUCUUUUUUUCUCUAUUGCAAAAAUGCCUUUUUGUUUCGUCCGCACGCCGCCAUUCCGUUGUUCUUUAUUACCUGGAAAAUUUCGCGGGCGGCUUCCCGGUCAAGUUUCAAGGCCUUGCCCCAAAAACACUACGGUAAAUACGGUAGUAUUCCAACGCCAGAAAUCUCAGUAGCCCUCUCUCAUAAGCUACAGUACCCCUGGGAACGAGAAACUUCAAAACUUCCAAAACCCCUUUCCUUCCCAAAUUCUUUUUACUUUGUUUUUGUCCAAAGAAUACCACAAAACUCAUUUUUCUGUCUAACCCUUUCAUCAUCUCUGCCAAUCAAUCAUGUCUUCCGCCAACACCUUUCUUUUUCCACGUCUUCUGCUUCUGACUCGUUUUGA